Molecule: messenger RNA, 1341 nt
Organism: Penicillium cataractarum
Lineage: Eukaryota; Fungi; Ascomycota; Eurotiomycetes; Eurotiales; Aspergillaceae
Product: ethanolamine-phosphate cytidylyltransferase
Exons: 4
Coding region: 1-1341 (446 amino acids)
Biological process (GO): phosphatidylethanolamine biosynthetic process
Cellular component (GO): cytoplasm
Molecular function (GO): ethanolamine-phosphate cytidylyltransferase activity
Source: RefSeq, a predicted model, not a curated record
AUGGAUACCACACCUCUCGAUGAGCAAGUUCCCUUGCCCGGCCAGUGGCCAGUAGAUCCUCAGGAAGAUGUUCCCAUCUCCGAGGAUCGCAUUUGGGUUGACGGGUGCUUUGACUUUAGCCACCACGGCCAUGCCGGCGCCAUGCUUCAAGCUCGCCGUUUGGGCAAAGCUCUCGUUGUGGGCAUCCAUUCCGACCAAGCAAUCCUGGAGAACAAGGGUCCAACGGUGAUGUCCUUGGAUGAACGUGUCGCCGCCGUUGAUGCCUGUCGUUGGGCCACUCAGAGCGUCCCCCAUGCCCCCUACGUGACCUAUCUGCCUUGGGUUUCUCACUACGGUUGUAAGUACGUCGUACACGGCGACGACAUUACAUCCGACAGCGAUGGCAACGAUUGUUACCGAUUCGUCAAAGCCGCAGGUCGCUUCAAGGUUGUGAAGAGAACUCCAGGCAUUUCCACUACCGAUCUUGUCGGCCGCAUGCUUCUUUGCACUAAGAACCACUUCGUCAAGUCCGUCCGAAAGACACUCGCUGGAGAGGAAGGAUCAGGAAGCCCCGAGGAGCGCACGAAGUUCGCCGAGGAUCUCCUGCAGCGUAUUCAAGAUUAUGCGACUGACGAGAGCGGCCUGCAGUCUGGACCUCAGGUGUGGACAUGGGUGGGUUCUGGAGAAGCCAAGAUCGACAAUGAGGUUGGAGAAGCUGGAUCUUUCGAGUCUCUGGUCGAUGGCAAGGGCCCCAAGCCUGGUCAGCGCAUCGUCUAUGUGGAUGGAGGCUUUGACUUGUUCUCUUCCGGCCACAUUGAAUUCCUCCGAAAGGUGACGGAGCUGGAGGAGGCCGAGGGCCGUCGACGAGGCUGGUAUGAGCCGGAGCAGCGAGAGAAGCGACUCCGGGAAUUCAAUGAAGAUUAUGGCCCGGCCUAUAUCCUUGCUGGUAUCCACGACGACGGUGUGAUCAACCACUGGAAGGGAUUGAACUACCCCAUCAUGAACAUCUUCGAGCGUGGUCUUUGCGUUCUUCAGUGCCGCUACAUCAACGCGGUCAUUUUCUCGGCGCCCUUCACCCCCAGUCAGCCCUACCUGGAGGCAAUGCCGCUGGGCACACCGGACGUUGUUUACCAUGGACCCACUACCUUCAUUCCCUUAACAUAUGAUCCGUACAGUGACCCCAAGAAGAUGGGAAUCUUCCAAGAGGUGGAUCACCAUGCCUUCCAACAUGUGAAUGCUGGUGAAAUCGUUGGUCGUAUCCUGAAGAGCCGGGAGGCGUACGAAGCUCGGCAGCGGGCCAAGCUGGAGAAGGCUAUUGCCGAGGACUUGGUGAAGUCCAAAGAGCAGGAAUCCUCUGCUUAG